AUGGAUUAAGAGAUCAGAAAUAUAUUUUAUCCUUGCACAGACUUUCUUUCAAAUUCACUUGUACAUGCAGAAAUUUAAGAAUAAUCAUUUGAUCAUAAUCAUUUUUAAUAUACAAAUCAACAUCAUACUCAAGAAUAGCAUUCUUAAAGAAUGUCAUAAAAUAGUACUCAAAAAAUGGUUUAUAAAGAAAAAGAUCUUAAAUAUAAAAACUUCCCAAAACUAAUUGGAAAUAAUUUUUUGAAAUGGAUGAAAAAGUUAAUUAAUGAUGAGAAAAUAAAAGUACUUCCAAAAGGGAUUGAUGAUUUAAUGAAAUCAAGAUAGAAAUGUAAAUAACCUAAUUUUACAAUAAAAGAUCUUUAAGAAUUAUGUAGUGAUGAAGCUUCUUAAAAGCUCUUUUAAGAAUAUAUUUAAGAUGAAUUAUUCUUAGAUAUAUUUCAUAGCAAUAAAAUUGCUGAUCCAUUUUCAUAUAUUCCAGGUAUUAGUAAUUAUUUUGCUUGUUCAUAAGAACCUAAAAAAAUGAAAAGUAAUUAUUUAACCAGAAAAUAAUUUACUCAUAUUUCCGAAAAAACUGAGUGA
Paramecium pentaurelia is the source of this 576-nucleotide messenger RNA. Lineage: Eukaryota; Ciliophora; Oligohymenophorea; Peniculida; Parameciidae. The record is from the annotation of a GenBank genome assembly.